Molecule: messenger RNA, 2326 nt
Organism: Myripristis murdjan (pinecone soldierfish)
Lineage: Eukaryota; Metazoa; Chordata; Actinopteri; Holocentriformes; Holocentridae
Gene: pgrmc2
Product: progesterone receptor membrane component 2
Exons: 3
Coding region: 125-721 (198 amino acids)
Cellular component (GO): endomembrane system; endoplasmic reticulum; membrane
Source: RefSeq, a predicted model, not a curated record
UAUUUACCCUCGUCGCCGUCGGGCUGUCUGCACUCAGGAGGAGCGCUGCACUGCUCGCACCGACAUUCGUGGCGGCACCUGAAGGCAGCACUUGGCUCGGGGCGGGUAGGCGCUAUCGUGCAGUAUGGCGGACGAUGGAGACAGUUCGAGCGGACCAGUGGACACAAACGGCGGGCAGGGAGCCACGGAGGAGUCGGACGGGCUCAGCCUCGGCGGGAUGCUGCUGAAUAUCAGUCUUGUGGUGUCGGUGGCGGCGGUCUGCUACGCGGUUUACCGGCGCUGGGGCAGGCGGCUCGGCGCGGACGCGGCCCAGGGCAGCGAGGCCUCGACACUUCCCAAGAUGAGGAGACGUGAUUUCACUUUGGAGCAGCUGAGGGAAUACGACGGGCUCCAAAACCCCCGCAUCCUGAUGGCAGUCAACAUGAAAGUCUUCGACGUGACCAGCGGGAAAAAGUUUUACGGAAGAGAUGGUCCUUAUGGCAUUUUCGCAGGCCGGGAUGCUUCAAGAGGCCUGGCAACCUUCUGCCUGGAGAAGGACGCCCUGAGGGACGAAUAUGAUGACCUGUCAGACCUCAACGCUGUACAGAUGGAGAGCGUGAGAGAAUGGGAGAUGCAGUUCAUGGAAAAAUACGAUUACGUCGGGAGGCUGCUGAAGCCGGGAGACGAGCCGUCGGAGUACACGGACGAGGAGGACAUCAAGGACCACCUGAAGCACGACUGAGCUGUUCCAUCAAACCGACCAAAGCCUGGAACCCAAACAGCUGCAACAGACCGCCCCCAACGCCCCAAACCUCCUCUUGCUCCUCCUCCUCAUCCCCUCGCCCGUCCCCCUUUACCUCCUGAAUCUGUCCGGUGUGGUGGCUGUUGCUGCAGGGUAGGACUCCGUCUGUCACGCCCAGCCCUCCCUCCCUCUUCAUCCUGAGAUUCCCACCAACAGAACGACUGAGAAACUGGACGGGGCUUUUAACGGCAGCGACACGUCUGGGUGGGGGCGGGGUGGGGGGUGGCGGGUUGGUUGUGCUAUUAGAUGUAUUUGUAAAGGAAACAAAACUACAAAAUAUUUUAGUCGUCGUUUCGGAAGGGGGGGGAGUGCGCCCCGUUGGUGGAGGUCGGAGGGUCUCGGCAGUCAGGAACGCAUUGGUCAACGAUGUUCAGUGGCGUGGGAAGGGGAAACACAUUUCUCUCUUUUCUUUGUUUUUGUUUUGUUUUUAUUAUUUUUUUUCUUUUGGUCUAGCCACCUCACAGCUGAACUGCUUUAGCUUUGGAAAGCUUAUCAAUCAAUCGUUUGUUCUUGUUAAGGAAAAAAAAUCUUCUUUUCCCCCGCCUGUUGAGAGGGCAGCACUGUGGCCUAACCAAAGGCAAUGGGAGGGGUGUUGCAUUUUCCUGUUGUGUUUUGUAGUGUAUGCACUACUAGUUCUCUUCGUUUGUCACCAUGUGAUUGUAUUUGUUGAGUAGCGUAGUGGGAGGGUGUUCGGGAGGUCAGGGGGGUGGGAUAGAAGCGGGUCGGGUGGGCUGGCGGGUGGGUGGCUGGGGGGUCAAAGGUCCUUGCCAUAUGAAACCUAUUUUGAAUCACUUCAGACAGACUGUAUCAGUGAUUGGGAAUACAAAGGGAAGGUGAUAAGGCAGUUUCUAAUCAAUCGACUCAAUUGUUUACAUGCCUCACAAGCCAGCUGCAAGUCUGUAGAUUCCCCCGAAAAUGGUCAAAAGUAUUAAUUGUGCCUUAUUUUGUUUGUCGUACACAACCUAAGUCCUGACCAGUCUGACAGGAAAGCGGACGGCGGGCGGCGGCUCGGUCGGAGAGCGGCCGCCCCCCGAGGGUUUAGCGCCCGGUGGUUUCUGAGACUCGGUCCCCCCGACUUAAAGAAGGCAUGCGUUCUGUCAGUCCUCCACACAGACUGUAAUAUCUCCCCACUUCACAACUUUGUAAAUAGACCGUAUGAAGUACUCAGUGUUACUGCCAUAUUUAUGUAGUUGAUGAACUCCAUAUAUAAAUGCUAUGUCGUAUUGGCCAAAACCCCCAUGUUUUUUGUUUGUUUUUUUUCUUUCAGUUUUUGAACUUCUUUUAAACGUGGGUGAAUUUCAAAACGGAGCGUUGCAAAGUGCUGCUGGGUGGGAUCGGGAUCUGUCCUCUGCGAAUUAUGGGAGAGAUGUUGCUUAUCCUGUAAAUAUAUCUAUCAUUUUAUUAAAGCAUGUGCAACAAAGUGAGCUAUGCCGAAUUCCCACCACGUCAUGUAUUUAAAUGUUGGGUGUGUGUGUGUGUGUCUGCGCGACAGAGGCAGGAAGGGAUUUGUUCAUGCAUAAUAAAUUGAUUUGGUUAAUAAUUCAA